This is a messenger RNA of Dama dama (fallow deer), 2109 nucleotides long. RefSeq names its product cyclin dependent kinase 3 (gene CDK3). NCBI's taxonomy places the organism in Eukaryota, Metazoa, Chordata, Mammalia, Artiodactyla, Cervidae. Gene Ontology annotation, cellular component: nucleus; cytoplasm; cyclin-dependent protein kinase holoenzyme complex. Gene Ontology annotation, biological process: G1/S transition of mitotic cell cycle; regulation of G2/M transition of mitotic cell cycle; signal transduction. Gene Ontology annotation, molecular function: cyclin-dependent protein serine/threonine kinase activity; ATP binding; cyclin binding. The coding region runs from base 359 to 1513 and encodes 384 amino acids. The record is from RefSeq and is a predicted model, not a curated record. The transcript is spliced from 7 exons.
CCAGGACCGGGUGGAGGGGCUCAGGACGCAGCGGGGGCCGCUCCUGCCAAGGUUCUGCCCUCAGGAGGCCGAGCAUCUCCAAACAGGCCGGGCCCAGCCCCUCUCCCUGGCCACACGGCCUAGUGCGGCUUUGUGACUUCUGAAGCCCUUCCUGACCCCUGACCUCCAUCCCGAGUUGACCCUGGGCCCCCCAGGGCAGCCCCUCUGGGCAGCCUCCCGCCCUGGGGCCGGGACCUGGGCAGGGGCGGGUGCUGGGCUGGGGAAGUUUGGACCCUCCUGCGCUCCGUAGCCCGGCUCUGGGGCAGCUGCUUCCUGAGGCCUGGGGGUCCCUGCCCGGCCUGGGCUGCAGCCUCCCUCCAUGAUAGGUUCUUGGGGAUGGGCUGGGGCUGGGGUGGAGGGUGGGAGCUGGGCCUGGGCCUGGUCCACCUGGCCGGCAGAGCAGGGUGGCUCCCUGGGAGCCACAGUCUUCAGGAGCCCCGGGGGCCUGGGUGGGGGCCCGGCAGGGUGUGCCCUGGAGGCUGAAGGGGCAGCAGGGGUUCUGGGCAUUGGGGGGAACACCCCAGGCGCCGUCUGUUUCCAGGGCAGCUCUGCGGACAUGGACGUGUUCCAGAAGGUGGAGAAGAUUGGAGAGGGCACCUAUGGGGUGGUGUACAAGGCCAAGAACAAGGAGACUGGGCAGCUCGUGGCCCUCAAGAAGAUCAGGCUGGAUUUGGAGACCGAGGGGGUCCCAAGCACUGCCAUCAGGGAGAUCUCCCUGCUCAAAGAGCUUAAGCACCCCAACAUCGUCAGGCUGCUGGACGUGGUUCACAGCGAGAAGAAGCUUUACCUGGUGUUUGAGUUCCUCAGCCAAGACCUGAAGAAGUACAUGGACUCCACCCCGGCCUCUGAGCUCCCCCUGCACCUAGUCAAGAGUUACCUCUUCCAGCUGCUGCAGGGGGUGAACUUCUGCCACUCGCAUCGGGUCAUCCAUCGAGACUUGAAGCCCCAGAAUCUGCUCAUCAAUGAGUUGGGGGCCAUCAAGCUGGCUGAUUUUGGACUGGCUCGAGCCUUUGGGGUGCCCCUGCGCACCUACACCCAUGAGGUGGUGACACUCUGGUAUCGUGCCCCCGAGAUCCUCUUGGGCUGCAAGUUCUACUCCACAGCUGUGGAUAUCUGGAGCAUCGGUUGCAUUUUUGCAGAGAUGGUGACCCGCAGAGCCCUGUUUCCGGGCGACUCUGAGAUUGACCAACUCUUCCGUAUCUUUCGGACCCUGGGGACACCCAGUGAGGCCAUGUGGCCAGGAGUCACCCAGCUGCCUGACUAUAAGGGCAGUUUCCCCAAGUGGACCAGUAAGGGGCUGGAGGAGAUUGUGCCAAACCUGGAGCCAGAGGGCCAGGACCUGCUCUUGCAACUCCUGCAGUACGACCCCAGCCGGAGGAUCUCAGCCAAGGCCGCCCUGGCCCACCCAUACUUCUCGUCCACCGAGACCGCCUCGGCGCCCCACCAGUGUGUGCUGGAGCGUUUCUGCCGCUGAGAACGUGCGAGGCCUACUGCCUCAAAGCCCCUCUGCAGCUGCUGUCCUGCGCCGCCUCCCCACUCACUCCCCAAGAAAGGGGACACACUUGAGGAGAGAGCAAUUUGGCAUUAGCUGUCCGAGGACUGAGUUUGGGUUAGUCCUGCCAACAGGCUAGCAAGUUCCUGUGUUGUUUGCUGGGUUUGCUUUUUUAAGAUGGGGGCACAGAAGCCCCCUGCCCGAGGAGGUCGGUUAGAGGCGCGGUCCCUGGUGCCAAGGAGAGCAGGUGCCAAGGAGAGCAGAAAGCCUGCCUGGGCCGCCAGGAAGGCUCUCCUAGCACCCCUCAGCUGCCCCGCCCUCAGCUGCAGAGCAAGACCCCCAAGGAAGGGGUCGCCCCCUCCAGCUGGUCUUUUUGGAUUUAAAAUGUUUUGAGGGAAGAGUUGAGUUCCAGUUAAGAGUUCCACGUUAAAACAGGAGGCAGAGCAAGGGGGAGAGGCCAUUUUCCUGAUCCCAGGAGGCGGUCGGAUGUUCUAAGUAGCUGUCUCAUCACUGCGGAUAUGCUUACGUUUGUAUGCCUCUGGCUUUAAGAACAGAAAGUAAAAGUGAUGUGUUCCUGA